Didymodactylos carnosus is the source of this 772-nucleotide messenger RNA. The record is from the annotation of a GenBank genome assembly. Lineage: Eukaryota; Metazoa; Rotifera; Eurotatoria; Philodinida; Philodinidae.
AAAUAAGAAGAAAGUAAUUUAGGGUUUUCUUGUAAAUUCUAUAACUUUGCAAAGAAAGGUUGUGUAGAGCUGGAAGAUGUCUCAUUUUAAUCAGAAAUGUACGAACUACAAUUAUGCCUCAUUAAGAAAGGUUUUGGUUAUCUUUUAGAGUUUCUGAAAAACUGGUUUUCCAGAAAAGCGCUCUCUGGAGACCUAGACGUCCAAACCACUAUGGUAUUCGGAUUCAGCACACUCGAUGACUUAUUGUUCUCUAGGUAAAAGCGAUCGGACAGUUGGAAUGGUUUCCUCGUGAGCCCUAUAUCGUUAUCCAAUAUUUGUUUUUAUUUGUUUAGCUACGACACUUAGUAACGGGACAUUUAAUACAACCUGUACAUCAAAUACAAAUUGUAAUGAAGCAUUACUGUUACAAUGUAUUAACGGUUUAUGUGAGUGUCCAGGUGUUACGGCUACAAACGAUACAUGGUUCUGGAAUGGAACAUACUGUGUGGUGUGUCCAGCUUUAUGGUUAAAUUAUGAACUUUAUUGUUAUUAUUUAUCACAAACAUCAGCUACAUGGUCUAAUGGGCGAACUUGGUGUCUCAGUAAUGGAGCUGAUUUGUUAGUUAUCAAAACAAAAGAUGAAUGGAAUUUUAUACAACCAUAUGCAGCUUCAAUUAUUGGUUCAUAUGUUCAUGACCUUCUAUUGAAAGGCGGAGUAUUCAGUUGGGUUGAUUCGACAAUGUUAACAUUUACAUGUACGAACAAUAAUGACAUAGAUAAUGAUGGACCAUAG